UCUCUGCAUUGGCUGGAGGCAGAGCUCCGCUUGUCUAUUUAUUUUUAGCCAGUGGCUGUGCUCGUACUGCCGUGCAGUCGUCCGUCUCGUUCCCAGUGGCUGAAAUAAGUAGCGCAAGAGGAGCUUCUGCCGCAGCAACCGAGAAGGGGGUGACCGUGACAGGCAGCGAUAGCCAGUGCGCCGGCACAUCGCUUCACGCUAUCGGAUCACAAGUUGGACUUCUAGCUCGGUGACCUGUUUUGGAGGUGCGUUGCAAAUGGCUAGUCCCGGGUUGGACCUGGAGGAAAGUCGGCAGCAGGACGCGUCUCCUGAACCUGCGUUUCACGAGGCUCAGCAGUGGAUCGAAGCAGUCACAGGCAGACGUUUUGGCGAGAAGGAUUUUCGAGGAGGGUUGGAAAAUGGAAUUCUGUUGUGUGAGUUGCUAAAUGCGAUAAAGCCAGGCAUUAUAAAGAAGAUAAACAGGCUACCAACUCCUAUUGCAGGACUGGACAAUAUCACCCUUUUUCUGAGAGGCUGUGAGGAUCUUGGCUUGAAAGGUUCACAGCUGUUCGACCCCGGCGAUCUCCAAGACACCUCCACUAGGGCAAACCUCAAGAGUCCAGACUGUAGCAGAAAGUUGAAAAAUGUCUUGAUUACUAUCUACUGGCUGGGAAAAGCUGCCAAUUGUUGUGCUUCCUACAAUGGGCCAACACUAAACCUGAAAGAAUUUGAAGGACUGUUAUCUUUAAUACGAAAGGAAGCUGAAGACCUUGAGAGCCCAAAAAGAAGUAUACGAGACAGUGGCUAUGUUGAUUGCUGGGAUUCAGAACGCAGUGAUUCCUUGUCACCUCCUCGGCACGGUAGAGAUGAUUCCUUUGACAGCCUGGAUUCAUUUGGUUCACGUUCACAGCAGACACCAUCUCCAGAUGUUGUGAUCAGAGGCAGCAGUGAUGGUCGUGGAAGUGAUUCUGAGUCUGAUGUACCACACAGAAAGAUGCCUGAUGUGAGAAAAGAUGAUAUGCUUACCCGUCGAACAUCAUGCAGCGAACCCAGAGCAGCAAUGCCUUUCAAUCAGUACCUUCCUAACAAAAGCAACCAGUCAGCAUAUGUUCCUGCACCACUGCGCAAGAAGAAGACAGAACGUGAAGAAUAUCGAAAGAGCUGGAGCACUGCAACUUCACCUAUUGGAGGAGAGCGGCCAUUUAGUAGCCAGCCUGAAACAAUCAAUGAAGAGGAACAUGAAGAACAUCUCCUGAAUGGUAGAGAUGACACAAUGCAGAAGGACUGCCACUUGACACAGACCAUUUCUGUUCAGAGUGAGAGAAUCACAGGAAACCAUUACAACAUAAAUAAAGUAAAUGAAAGGCAAACAUUAAGGUUGGAAGGAAAAGAUAAGGAAGAGGAGACCGAAGAAGAAAAAAAGCUGAAAAGACUUGCAAGAGCUGGCAUUAAAGUUCUUCCAGCCUCAGUGCGCUACAGCAGCUCACAGGAAACAAGUAAAGAAAAAAAAGCAGCUGCUGCAUCUGUAAUACUGAGUCAGGAUAAUGACUUUUUACGAAAUGAGUCACAGCAUGGGCUAGACUCUGAAGAGGAAGAGGAUGAGCAGAGGUUUCCCGAUGUAGAAAAAGAUGAUUUUGCUCUUAGAAAAGCUAAAAUGAAUCAGUUUAAGCCCAAACUUUCUCCAAAUCAAUUCAUUCCAUCACCAACUGCCAGUAAAGAGAAAGAAGCUGCAAAAGACAUGAAAAGAGAUUUGCAUCAUAGCAGAGUUUGUGUCCAGGACAAGCCAUGGCAACAUUGUUCUUCUAGAUGCGCAGAUAGUAACAGUAAGGCCCUUCUUAUUGAAACAAAUGAGGUGCUUAUGAAGAGAGACUCACAAAUUAUCCCAUCCACCCUCAAUGAUGAAGAGAAUAAUGUGGAAAAGGGAAGCCAGCGUGUCCUUCUAAACUUGAAGAAAGACGACUUGGCCAGAAUGAGAGUCCAGAGUGGCCCAGUUCAGUCUGCAGAACCUCGAUCAUUUGUAAAGCCCUCUAUUACCCUCUCAGACUUGCAGAAACAGCAGAGACUCAUGCUGUUCCCAGAGAGCAGUGAGGGCCAGACUGAGCUCGGUAAUCCACCUCAAAUCCUUACCAGAAGGAUCAAUCAGUUUUACAAAUCAAUGCAGGAGGACUCAAAGGAAGAAGACGAGGAGGAUGGAGAGAAGGUGACUCUUCCUAAUGUACAAAAGGAUGACCUGGCCAAGCGGAGAGCUCAGAGUCAUUCAUUUGUCACCAGGGAACCACAGCCCUUUUUGAAGACAUCUUUUACACAAUCAGACCUGGAGAAGUGGCACAGACUCAAGUUAUCGUCUGAGACCAGUGAAGAAACCUCAAAUCUUUUUUGUCAGACCUUGGACAAGGACGGGCCUGCUGUACAGGCAAAGGCUGCUGCGCUGGAUGACUUAGCCAGCCAAAAGACUAAUAGAGCAACCAAAAAGGCUACAGGCAGUCGGCAGCGGUUUGUACAUUUUGGUCCAGUGACAGAAAUAGAUCAGAAAAGCUGGGAGAAGGUUAGCAUUCCAAAAACUACAUCAGAAGGUGAAGCAACUGAACAUGUAACUAACAUAGUUCAUGUUUCAAGUAGUGAUGCUUCAAGCAAGACUCGUGAUUCUGAUUUGAAACACCUUAGGCAGAUAUCCAGUGAAAUUAAUAGAGAAAGUAGUGUGCCUGUGAACCCAGAUGGUCUCUGCAGAAGUCCUUUAGUUAUGAGGGAUAAGCAUGCUACUUGUGAAGCAGACUGGCAUCUGCAGGAAGACAGUGAUGAGGAGGAGGAAGAACGAUUACCUAAUUUGGAAAAGGAUGACAUGUUGGCCCGUAGAACUGGAACUUUCCAGAAACAAAACAUGAAUCCUGUUUUCAACAAGUUUCUUCCUAUGCCAGCAUCACUAAGAUCAAGGCAGGAUGCUCACUCUAAGAAAAGCCAGCAACCUGAAGAUAGCCCUAGAGUGAUUACUAGGAAUUCCUGUGGAUCAGAGAGCCUGGAAUCCACAACUUCUCCAGGCAAUGAAGUACAAAUUGUCUCUCCGGUGAACAUCCAGUCUACUGAAUUUGAGGAAGACAGCGAUGAAGAGACUAGAGAAGGAAGGCUCCCAGACCUGGAGAAAGAUGAUAUGCUGGCACGUAGGACUGGGGCCUUUCAAAGAAUGCCAUGCUAUACCUUUAAUCAGUUUCUUCCAGUUCCCGGCUCUCUCCAAAAAAAUCAGGGUGUUGACUUGGAGAAAAGUAACAGCAGCAGCUCUGGUCUGUCAGAACCUGUGGAUCAAUGCAGGCAGAUUGCCAUGCCAACAGUAGGCGUCAGGCCCAAGGAGAUUCGUGCACCAACCAAGGUCCCGCUUCAUGAGAAUAAAGAGAAGGAGGGAAAAGAACCCCUUUCUGAUAUGGAGAAGCAUGAUGUGAACAGCCUGGCACCUGCCUCCCCCAAAAGAACAUCACUUGUUGUCAGUCAGGCCUUCUCCGUGUCUGCUUCCCCACCAGUUCAAACACUCAAGGAUGAUAAACCAAGGAGGAGGCCAUCUUGGUUAGAUGACGAUCUCCCACCAAUAUAUAGCCACAGAGCUUCUGUUUCUGAUGAUCCAGAGAGCGUGAGCAUGAUUGAUAUGAGGUAUGAUGAGGAGGCCAUCUUGCAGCCACACAGCAAAGCUCGGCAUGAACAUCUGCACAAUUUGCACAAUCUCCUGCGAGAAGAGGAAGAUAAAUGGCAGGAUGACUUGGCACGUUGGAAAAAUAGAAGACGAAGCGCUUCACAGGACUUGAUAAAGAAAGAAGAAGAAAGGAAAAUGAUGGAAAGAUUGAUGAGUGGAGAACAGAAUCUGUCCGAGAGAAGACGGAGCAUAAAGACUUACAAAGAGAUUGUGGAAGAGAAGGAACGCAGAGAGCGUGAGCUGCAUGAAGCCUACAGGAAUGCAAAGUCCCCCGAAGAGGCAGAAGCUGUCUUAAGGCGCUACACUCAGCGUUUUACUAUAAGUGAAGCUGUCCUUGAAAAGCUGGAAAUACCCAAGAUUUUAGAAAGGAGUCUGUCUGUUGACUCAGAUACGUCUCCGAAGAAGGAACCUAGUGCAAUGAAAUACCUGAGGCAGCAGUCUCUUCCUGCACCAAAAUUCACUGCUACUGUGCAGGCAACUGUAGAAGGGGCUCCACUGUCACAGACCAGCCCCCAGGUCUCGCCAACAAGGAUAGUUUCUUCAAAGGCCGUGCCUCUGCUUACCCCCAAGCCUUACUCUCAGCCUCGAAGCUCUCAGUCUGGGCUAAAGUCAUUAAAGGUUGAUGGGAUGAUGAGAGUGAAUGGAGAAGCAGGUAAUGUCUUUGAAAGAGCAGCCAAUGAAAAUGAAAGCAAACCACUUAGCACAUCCACUUCUACAACCAAAAAGCUGAUUAUUGAAAGCUUGGCAAGAACUGAUCCAUCUUCUAACAAGUCUCUAGAGGCACCGAAAGGAUGCACGUCCUAUGGCACUGAGCAAAAUAGCAUAAUGUCAUCAACAUCAGCUGUAAAAUUACACACAGAAAACUUUCAGGUGAAGUCUUCAGUGAGGACCAAGACAAACAUCUUACAAGACACUGCCAAAAUAAAUGCAUCGCUUGAAAAGGGAGAAACCAGUGAGGAUGAAUCCAUGGGAAAAUAUCAUGAAGAUUUUGUUGGACCAAAGACAACGGAAUUGAAGACAUUAUCAUGCUCUUCUGAUUCCUACAGAGAUGACGAUGUGUUCGAGGAUGAAGCAAUUCCUUCAAGCACAGAGGAAGACAUGCAGAGAACACCACAAAGAGAUGCACACAGUCUGGUGUGUCCUGUUGCAGACAUAAGCAGUACAAUUAUGAGGAAGGACUGCUCACAACUGAAUUCUUUUCAAAAUAAUAUGUAUUGUUUGUCCAUGAAAGAGAAAAAUCAAGAUACUGCAGUUCAUGACAACAUACAGAAACCAGUGAAGUUGGCAGCUUGUGUGAUCCGGGAGCAUAAACCACAACAGUUAGAGAGCUUAGCAUCACUUGAGACACAGACUGCUGAGAUAAUUGGAGAACUGUCUAGCAGUGGCAGCGUUCCACGCAGGUGUUCGAACUCCUGGCUCCGUUGGGAGUUUUUUACACAGUCAGCUACAGAUGAUGACAAUUCCGACAUCCUCGAAAGCCCAAUAAACCUGGCCAAACGUAAUGAGCACUGGUCUUGGGACCCUGAGGAGGAGCGUAGGCGACAAGAAAGGUGGCAACAGGAACAGGAGCGCUUGCUUCAGGAGAAGUAUAAGAAGGAGCAGGAAAAGCUAAAGCAAGAAUGGGAGAAAGCCCAGAAAGAAGUGGAAGAGGAGGGACGUAGGUACCAUGAAGAGGAACGUAAAAUCCUGGAGGAAACUGUAACACCCUUGACACCCCGCUCAUCCACGUUGUCCUCCCCUAGUCGUAGUGACCAACCUCAGUUACCCUUGGAUCCAGAUGGAACAAUAGUGCGAUCACUGGCAGACUGGGAACGCAAGCAGGAGCUUCUUGAAAUGCAGGCUAGAGAGAAAGCUGAAACCUGCCAGAAAAAUGCCAAUAUGCAAGAAAAUGCUCACAAAAUUUUUUUCAGUAGUAAUCAAGAAACCAUUGGGAAAUCGGAUGCAUUCCUUAAAGAGACAGACAGUCUGCACACUCAAAAUAUAAUUAAUACAAAUACUGUUGUCUAUAGCCCACAAAACUGCAAAAGGCCUUUAACAGACCAUAGUCAACAAGCCACAUCUGAGCUUCAUUUCACUCAUGAUGGAUCUUGGAAUAACAAACAGCCUCUAAUAAAAGAAGAGGAUGAUUUGUGGAAGAAGACUGCAUCUUUGGACCGAAACUGGAAUCCACAGUCUGUGAUGGAUGGAAUGAAAAGGUCUGGGUCAUAUGAAAAUAUUGCGUCAAAUCCAUCAAAAUCAUCUCCAUGUUCAUCUAAUCUACAAAAUCAGUCUCCCAACAGUAGGUCUGUCAGUGGAAAAAAGUUGUGUUCAAGUUGUGGGCAUCCACUUGGUAAAGGAGCUGCAAUGAUAAUUGAAACGUUGAGCCUGUACUUUCACAUUCAUUGCUUCAAGUGUGGAAUUUGUAAAGGUCAGUUGGGCGACACCACCACCGGAACAGAUGUGCGAAUCCGCAAUGGACUUCUCAACUGUCAAGACUGCUACAUUCGAUCCCGAACUACUGGUCAACCCACAACUUUGUGACACAAACCUUCAUUGAUCCACUGAGAGUCACCAAGAUGACAAAGUGCUUCCCAGACAAUCAUCUGAAACAACAUCCAUCCAUGAACUUGUAUUUUCAAAAGUACAGUGUUCAAGUGUCUGUAUGUGUAUAAUUACUGACCACUCAUACAGAGGCCAGGGGCUAUAUGUUAUGUAUGUAUGUAUGUAUGUAUUUUUCCUCAUAAUACAUUUGAGUGGAAAAAAUACAGUUUUCAAGGUAAUGCUGAACAUUGUCUUUUUCACAAAUUCAGCUUAUGUAAUAGAUAUACUUUAUAACAAGUAAGCAGUGUUUGUUUUUCCAUGUAAUUAACAAUUCUUAUAAUAUUGGGACUAAAAUUUGUAACAAUAACACUAAUGGGCAAAAUGUUAAUUUAAACAAAAGCAUAGUCUUAAAGUUGUGAGCAUUGCUAAAUAUUUUUUAAAAGUGAAUGUAAUGUCAAUCCGAGCAUCUUGUCACACUUUUCUUCUAGUUCACCAUUUUGUACAAAAUAAGACUUUAUAAAUGUAAUAAUGGAUAGCUAUUUUUUCACAUUGAGUGUGGGUGUUGGCGUGUGCCGUUCAGCAGGGCUAAAGAAAAAAGUGAGAAAGUAUCCGACGUAUGAUGUUGAAGCUGAUGCUGGAAAUUCAACUUGCUGUUGGGUUUU
Messenger RNA from Polypterus senegalus (gray bichir), 6837 nucleotides. Its product is annotated as LIM and calponin homology domains-containing protein 1-like. Gene Ontology annotation, molecular function: myosin II head/neck binding. The coding region runs from base 257 to 6175 and encodes 1972 amino acids. The record is from RefSeq and is a predicted model, not a curated record. NCBI's taxonomy places the organism in Eukaryota, Metazoa, Chordata, Cladistia, Polypteriformes, Polypteridae. Gene Ontology annotation, biological process: regulation of focal adhesion assembly; positive regulation of stress fiber assembly. The transcript has 36 exons. Gene Ontology annotation, cellular component: stress fiber.